Messenger RNA from Salvelinus sp. IW2-2015, 1627 nucleotides. RefSeq names its product alkB homolog 6 (gene alkbh6). Gene Ontology annotation, cellular component: nucleus. NCBI's taxonomy places the organism in Eukaryota, Metazoa, Chordata, Actinopteri, Salmoniformes, Salmonidae. The record is from RefSeq and is a predicted model, not a curated record.
AGUCAGCUGUUCAAGGUUUAGAAGAAGAAUCUAAUAAACGUAUCAGGAGAAGUGCUUCGAGAACAAUUAGCUACUGUAGCUAUCGAUGAAUCUUGUUUGUCAUAUUACAUGACUUUGUUUUGUGUUCAUAGUAGCUACGGUUAAUACGUUUUAUAUUCAGGGAAAAGGCUGGUAUAGGUGCACGUUUGGUUACUAGCUAGUUACCUGCCAAUUUAGCUAACGGUUAGCUCCUUCCAACUACCACAGCUACUUUUAGCAGGCAUUCCAUGUCAACUUUCACGAGGAGAUAUGGAACACCCAUGCAGUAGUUUUGAGGAUUUGGAACGAUAUGUCGUAAAAGACGCUCCACCAACGGUUUACUACAUUCCAGAUUUCAUAACAGAGGAUGAGGAGUCUCAACUAUUACAACAGGUGUAUAAGGCACCAAAAACUAAAUGGACGCAGUUAUCCAACAGAAGGCUCCAGAACUGGGGUGGGCUGCCUCGUCCGAAAGGGAUGCUUGGAGAGAAGCUUCCUGAUUGGCUCCUGAAGUACUGCGAGAGAAUAUCUGCUCUUGGUGCAUUUGCUGGGAAGACUGCCAAUCAUGUACUGGUGAAUGAAUAUAAGCCAGGGGAGGGAAUAAUGCCCCAUGAGGACGGGCCUCUGUACCAUCCCACAGUGACGACCUGCCUGGGCUCCCACACAUUGCUGGACUUCUACAGGCCCAUCAGCGCCGAGGAGCUGGAUGAGGUGCCACAGACUGAGGAGAGCCGCUACCUCCUGUCUCUGCUGGUGCGGCCGCGGAGCCUCCUCAUCCUCCAGGACGACAUGUACCAGCGCCUCCUCCACGGCAUCCAGGGGACACACCACGACUCCCUCACUGAAAGGGUGGCCAACCUGCUCGCUGCUGGUGUCCUGCCAGGUGCCACAUUAACCCGAGGCACCAGGGUGUCCCUCACCGUGCGUCACGUGCCCAUAGUCAUGAGGGCCAAUCUGCUCCUGGGCAGGAAAUGACAAGAGGAAGUGACAUUUGAGGGCUUGGGAAAAAAUUGACACCAUGAUACAGACUGACUUGAUUAUGUCAUUCACUGUCUCGAUCCUCUAUAAAAUGUAUUAAUUAUAAUGCCAAGGAAAAGUUUAAAUGGGAUCCUUGGGAUGUUCCAACUCUUGACGUCAUCCUGUUGAAGUUGAAAUUUCAAACGGGUACGGUUGUUGCAGUGGACAUAUUACCGCCACACCGGCAGUCAUUUGUCAUGGCUGCAGUAAAGUUCCACAUGACAACGGUCACGGUAAUCUUCUCUGUGAUCUGGACAUCCGUUGGUAGAAGGGCCUAAAAUGUGUAAUUCACUAGCCACGUUGGCAGGUGGUAAUACUCAGGGCUCUACAGUGCGAGCAUUUCAUAAAAAUAGUCAAGUAUGGGCACAAGUGCCAGUUGUGAUUUAUAGCAAAAUAAAUGCCAUUUUGUUUAAUAUCUGGUAAUGCACAAAGAAAUCUGAAUCCUAACGUUAUAGCUAUCCCACCUCGCACAGCAAUGCUGCCUGUCUAGGGGGCUAUGAGCACCAUGUGUGAAGUGCUAAAAGGUUUGUUUUUAGAAGCAAUGCGCACAGGAAUAAAAGUUGGUCUAAUUUACUCAAUUCGACUAAAAUGA